CCUUCGCUAUGCCUCCAUUCACAUCGUCUUUCGCUUGGGCAAUACGUCUGGAAUGUCAAGAACUACAUCCUCCGCGUCGUCGGUAGCUUCGAAAUCGAAUGAGGAGGAAGCGCAGCCGGCAUCAAAUGGUGUAGUUCGCGACGAGGAAGCCGCGAUCCCGCAAGGAGAAAAACAGCUGCAGGCUGGCGAGGAGAACCGCUAUCUGGUCAAGUUCAAGGAAAACGACCCCACGAAUCCAAGGGAUUGGAAGUUUGCGUACAAAGUAUGGAUUACUAUCCAACUGGGCUUUCUGGCACUGGCGGCGAGUACGGCUUCCAGCAUUAUAGGUCCCGCAGGGAAUACGAUUGCGGAGUAUGCGAGUGUGAGUCGUGAAGUCUCUGUGCUAUCAGUCUCCCUCUACAUUCUCGGCUUUGGCUUCGGCCCUCUAUGCUGGGCCCCCAUAUCCGAAAUCUGGGGCCGCCGGUGGAGCAUCCUCCCCGCCUUCUUCAUCCUAGGCCUCUUCUCCAUCGGCACCGCCGUCAGCAAGAACGCUGCCUCCAUCUUCCUCACCCGCUUCUUCGCCGGCCUCUUCGGCUCUGCUCCCGUGAGCAAUGUAUCCGCCGCACUCGGCGACAUCUGGGACCCCAAAGUACGCGGCAGCGCCAUCAACUUCUACGGCAUUAUGGUCGUCGGCGGCCCAACCAUCGGACCCGUCAUCGGUUCCGCACUCCUCGUGAACCCAUCCCUAGGCUGGCGCUGGACCGAGUACAUCACAGCCAUCUGGGUCUUCGCCACCUUCGCCCUCACCGUCUUCUGCCUACCGGAGGUCUACAGUCCCGUCAUUCUGAAAUGGAAAGCCCAAGCCAUGCGCAAAGAAACCGGAAACGACGCCUACUUCCACCCCCACGAGCAGAUGAAGCUCGAUGCCAACAGCAUCCUAACGAAACACCUCUCUCGCCCUCUCCGAAUGUUAUUUACCGAGCCCAUGGUCACCUGCAUCGCCUUCUACGCCUCCUUCGUCUACGGCAUCCUCUACCUCACCAUCGAAGUCUUCCCCAUCGUCUUCGAAGAAAACCGCGGCUUCGCGCCCGUCGUUGGCAGCCUCCCCUUCCUCGGCCUGCUCGUCGGCAUCAUACUCUUCGGCACCACCAUCAACCUUGCCAAUGAGCCCCGCUACCGCCGCAUCUCCCUCGCCGCGAAGGGCCGACCCGUCCCCGAAGCUCGCUUACCGCCCAUGAUCGCAGGCAGUCUCAUUUUCCCCACCGGGCUUUUCUGGUUCGGCUGGACCGCGGGCCCGGAGUACCACUGGGCGAUCCCGACGGUUGCGGCCAUGUUCAUUGGCGGGGGCUUCAAUCUUAUCUUCCAGCAGUGUAUAAAUUUCCUGAUCGAUACGUAUGGCUUGUAUGCUGCGAGCGCGGUGUCGGCGAAUACGUUCCUGAGGAGUCUCAUGGCCGCGGGCUUGCCGCUGGCUGCGCAGCCGAUGUUCCACAAUCUGGGCGUUGGGCCAGCGUCGUCGAUUCUGGGGGCGGUGGCGGUGGCGGCGAUACCGGCGCCGUUGAUCUUUUGGAGGUAUGGGUUGGCGCUGAGGAAGAGGUCGAAGUUUGCGCCCGUCUUAGAGGACUAGGGGGGUUUCCUUUGUGGCAUAGCGUUUGAUAUGCAUAGCGCAGCUAGCGGACAAAAGUUUUAAUCUAGAAGUAUCCUUUUUUUUUAAAAAAAUAAUUAGCUUUGCAAUACACAAUCAUGUAUUCUCG
Mytilinidion resinicola is the source of this 1730-nucleotide messenger RNA. RefSeq names its product MFS general substrate transporter. The transcript has 2 exons. Lineage: Eukaryota; Fungi; Ascomycota; Dothideomycetes; Mytilinidiales; Mytilinidiaceae. The coding region runs from base 53 to 1603 and encodes 516 amino acids. Gene Ontology annotation, biological process: transmembrane transport. The record is from RefSeq and is a predicted model, not a curated record. Gene Ontology annotation, molecular function: transmembrane transporter activity.